AAAAUCAACGACAAAACGAUAAUGGCCGUGGUGGGCGAGCACGGUGAGACCCAGCAGUUGGUCCACUACCUCAUAAGGAAUAUACAUUUGUACCAAAUUCGGAACAAUUACUCAUUAGACAUUGGCGCUGUAGCGCACUUUGCCAGGCGGAAUUUAGCUGAUGCUAUGCGUAGAUCUAGAAAAUACAACGGUGCCCUCCUAGCUGGCUACGAUGAAAAAGAGGGUGGGCAGCUCUACUUCCUCGAGGGCUUGGGAGUAAGCCUGCCGACGCCCUUCGGAGCGAUUGGCCUGGCUGGGAUGUUAAGCUUGGGCGUCCUGUGUCGGUAUCAUAAGCCAAACCUAACAGAAGCAGAAGCGUACGAAGUACUAAAACUGUCGACACAAGAAAUACAGCAGCGUUUCGUCGUGCAACUACCCAAGUUCCAAGUAUCCGUGGUCUCUAAACAUGGCGUCAAGCAGUUACCUACGUUAUAGUAUGGAUCUUAAUAUACG
Molecule: messenger RNA, 492 nt
Organism: Cydia fagiglandana
Lineage: Eukaryota; Metazoa; Arthropoda; Insecta; Lepidoptera; Tortricidae
Product: proteasome subunit beta type-2-like
Exons: 3
Coding region: 22-474 (150 amino acids)
Cellular component (GO): proteasome core complex
Source: RefSeq, a predicted model, not a curated record